UAUCAUGACAUCAUGUCUUGCCACCCAGAAAACUUUCAGUGGGAGCACUGGAGUUUUGAAAAUGUUGCUACCAUACUUGCUCGCCGGUUCCCUAAUAGCUUUAUUUGGGUUGUAAAGUGUUCUCGAAUGCACCUGCACAAAUUCAGUUGUUAUGACAACUUUGUUGUGAGCAACAUGUUUGGAGCACCAGAGCACAGCACUGACUUUGGAGCUUUCAAGCAUCUCCAUGCGUUGCUAGUUAAUGCAUUCAGACUCUCUCAGAAUAUUCUGCUGUCCCAGAAAAGUGUACAUGGUGUCAGCAAGGAUGCAAAAGUAGCUGCUUGUAAAUCACAGCCACAGUCUGUUCCUACAACAAAUGGCUGCUCAUCCACAGAAAGAGAGAGAGAUUGUGAAUGCUCUGAUAAUUCUGCUAUGAACUUCAUUAUACCGUCUGCUGUAGGUGCAGUGUCAUUUACUUUGAUUGGCUUCAGUAAAGGUUGUGUGGUUUUGAACCAGCUGCUUUAUGAGCUGAAGGAAGCUAAAAAAGACAAGAAUAUAGAUGCCUUCUUAAAAAACAUAAAAGCAAUUUACUGGCUGGAUGGUGGUCACUCGGGAGGAAGCAAUACUUGGGUCACUUACUCUGAAGUACUGAAAGAACUUGCAGAGACAGGAAUUGAAGUUCAUGCUCAUGUUACACCAUACCAAGUGUUUGACACAAUGAGGUCAUGGAUUGGGCGAGAGCAUGAGAAAUUUGUACAGAUACUUGAAGAAUUUGGUGUGGAAAUAAAUGAUCAACUGCAUUUUGCUGAUGACGUUCCCUCCUUAGAUAACCAUUUCAGAGUACAUGAAGUAUUUUGAGACUGUAUGUAUCUGAAUAUUCAUUGUAAAAGCACUUUUAAUACUGUAAAUAUUGUCAUCUAGAUAUACAACUUCAAGCAGAUGCUUUCUGAAGAGAAUACUAUGUAAGUCCUGCCUUGCAAAUAGAUACUAGGUAUAAAUUUCAGUAGCUUAAAAAGGAGGAUUGGGACCCCAUACCUACAAGAGAUGUUGUCAUUUGAUUCCUGGAAAAAAAUGUUGUGAAGAAGUAUCCUA
This is a messenger RNA of Leptosomus discolor (cuckoo roller), 1071 nucleotides long. The record is from RefSeq and is a predicted model, not a curated record. NCBI's taxonomy places the organism in Eukaryota, Metazoa, Chordata, Aves, Leptosomiformes, Leptosomidae.